AUGCCCAGUCCUAGAUCACGCGUCAACAGACAGAUUCGCGCAGCGGCGGCCGGUCAAGCAUCUUCCUCGCGCAAUACCAACACAUCCACUCCUAGGACGAACAACAAUGCCAAUGAUUCUCUAACGGACAUUAGCAUUGGGAGUAAUUCUAAUAAUGCAAGUGGUAGCGUUACCAUUCCACACAAUACAAGCAUGAACUCUAAUAUACAAAAUCUAAAUGCAAGUCCGCCACGUAAUCCGAGUCACAAUCGACAUUUAUCCCAAAAUCAAGAUCCACUUGCCACGCCGAGAUCCUUUUUUAGAAACAAUACCGCGUCCGUAACACCUAGUCUGCUAUCCUCCCCACCUCCUCCUUUUAAACUACCGUUCCUCUCAAGCAAGGAUAGUCAAAAUAUAAGUAAUAGCAUUUUCGAGUCACCAGUAUUCGCAGGCUCUCCUUUUUGUGAUGGUCGCACCAGUAUCGGGAGUACUUCUAGUGGUGUUCUGGGUUCCUUUAAGUUGGAAGAUAAAUUAAGAUUAUGGAGACAAGACGCUUAUUUAAAAAAUUUGUAUGAGACAGCUGCAUUUUGGGGAAAUAAAGUGAUGUCAAUGACUGGCGAUUCAAAUGACGUGUAUUGGUUGGCUUUGGUAUAUUAUAAUAUGGGUCAGUACGUUAGGGCACAGAAAUUAAUAAAGAAUUUGAUCGAUUCGAGCGUAAUAUGUCGAUAUUUGGCCGCAAAGUGCUGCAUUAAGAUGGAAAAGUAUCAGGAGGCAAUAGAUAUUCUUGGCGAGGAAAACCCGUUUUCGAAAAAAGAAUAUAGUUCUAUCGUCAAAAAUACCGAGGGUGGCCUUCAGCUCGAGGCGUCUAUGUGUUACCUUCGUGGGCUCGCAUAUUCUCAACAGACUAAUCUUGAUAGUGCAAAAAAAUGUUUUAAAGAGGCAUUAGAACUGGACGUGAAAUGCUAUGAGUCAUUCCAUGAGCUCGUGAAUAAUCACAUGAUGUCAAGCAAAGAAGAAUGGGAAUUUAUUAAUUCGUUAAAGUUUGAGGAACAGUUGGAGAGUGAAGAAGCAUAUUUUGUUAAAAUGAAUUACAUCUCAAUGUUGAAAAAGUACGAAAAUUUAUCGGAGAUCCAAGAGGCAAGAUCGGAAUUGGAAGAGAGGUACAAAUUAUCAAAUAACGCGGAUAUAUUAAUGAGCCAUGCGGAUGGGUUAUAUGCACAAUGCCGAUUUAAGGAAUGCUAUGAGAUCACGACAAACAAGGCCUCUACCAUGGAUUCUCAUUAUGGACCAGCGUGGAUAGGAUUUGGGCAUACAUUUGCAGCGGAAUCCGAACAUGAUCAGGCUAUCACCGCUUAUUCUACAGCAGCAAAGUUAUUUCCUGGUUACUCUCAGUCGGUUGAGUACUUUAAGAAGGCACUUGCGCUCGUUGAGGAAACAAAAUGUCGGCCGCAAAUUUGGGAGACCACGUGGAUGAAUCUUGGUCACGCGUUCAGGAUGUUGGGGGAACUGGACGCCGCUGAGACAUAUUUUAAGAAAGUAAUAUCAAUGUCACCGCCAAACCAAAGUGCAUUAUCCGCUCUCGGAUACAUUUAUCAUGUGAAGGAAGAUUUUGAAGAGGCGAUCAUGUAUUAUCACGAG
Molecule: messenger RNA, 1617 nt
Organism: Acaulospora colombiana
Lineage: Eukaryota; Fungi; Glomeromycota; Glomeromycetes; Diversisporales; Acaulosporaceae
Source: the annotation of a GenBank genome assembly